Messenger RNA from Lentinula edodes (shiitake mushroom), 414 nucleotides. RefSeq lists its product as uncharacterized. NCBI's taxonomy places the organism in Eukaryota, Fungi, Basidiomycota, Agaricomycetes, Agaricales, Omphalotaceae. The transcript has 3 exons. The record is from RefSeq and is a predicted model, not a curated record. Bases 1 to 414 code for a protein of 137 amino acids.
AUGCAUUGCUGGGAACCUGCACUAAUGAAGAUCAAGCAUCUUCAGAAGAUACUUACGCGGACUGAGGGAGAACCUACAUGUUACCUGUGGUUCAAUGAAGGCGGUGGCGUUGUGGACACGCACAUGAAGAUUGGUACUCCCUGCCACUUUCGUGCUUGUGCUUACGGAGAAGGAUGUGAUGGAUGUCUCACUGAUUUGAUUCCUGUGAAAGAACGUACCAACCCCCGAUGGGUUGAUACAUCGCAGAACCUCGCAGUUGCCAACUUCAACGCCGUUGAUCAUACCGGUGCGCCAUUGCCUGAGGCUCUGCUACCACAGACUCUGAAUGGGGUGACCAUUGAUGUCGCUUUCACUUUACGUGAUUGGAAGUUUGGUCACAAUACUUUGGUACUGAUGUACCAACAUCACUUUUAG